AUGAAUAAUAAUAAUAGGAAUAAUAAAAACAGAAACAAUAAUAUCCGAAACAAAAGGCAACAACAGCAAGCGAAUAACAAAAAUGAAAAUAUACAUAUACCAAGGUAUAUUAGAAACCAACCAUGGUAUUACAAGGAUAAUCCAAAAGAGCAGGAGGAGAAAGAUGCUACUAAGGAUAGUAUAGACCCUCCAGAAAAAGGAAAAAAAGGCGAUUACUUAUUGCAUCAUAGACAAAGAGCAAAGGGGGGAGCUUUAGACAUAGAUAACAAUUCAGAACCGAAAAUUGGUUUGGGUAUAAAUGAUGAAUUUGAGGUGAUAAAAUUGCGGAAAACACACAUUAGGGAUACAAACUUGUCAAAGUACUGUAAAAACUGCGGCGAAACAGGACAUACGGGGAAGGAUUGCAUGGAAAAGCCCAGAAAGGCGCAGAAGACAACUCCAGAUUCUCGUUCAAACAUUAGCAAGGAUACUGUUCUAAUACGAGGCACCAAUGAUGACUGGGACUCCAGGAAGGAUAGGUGGUACGGUUACUCAGGUAAAGAAUACAAUGAGCUGAUCCGUAAGUGGGAGCAAGACAAACGUAAUAAGGAUAAGGGCCAAUCUCAAGCUGAUGAUGCACUUUGGGAUACAGACGAAGAGAUAGAACUUAUAAAGUUAGAGCUUUACAAGGACGCUGUAGGUUCAUUGAAAAAAGACGACUCUGAAAACUCCCAAUUAUAUAGGGCAUCGACGAGGUUAAGAGAAGAUAAAGCUGCAUACUUGAAUGACAUAAAUUCAACGGAGAGUAAUUAUGACCCUAAAUCAAGACUAUACAAGAGUGAGACACUGGGAUCCGUUGACGAAAAAUCGAAGAUGUUCCGCAGGCAUUUGACAGGUGAGGGUUUGAAAUUGAGCGAAUUGAACCAAUUUGCCAGAUCCCAUGCUAAGGAGAUGGGCGUACGUGACGAAGUUGAGGAUAAAGAAAAAAUACAGCAUGUAUUAGUGGCCAAUCCUACAAAAUACGAAUAUUUGAUGAAAAAGCAAGAGCAAGAAGACGCCAAUGAGCCCAAAACAGUCAGUGUAAGUGAACUGGAAGCCAAGAAAGUGGAUGGUACAAAGCAAUCAGAAGAACAACGCAAACGCUUAAGAGAUCUCUAUGGCUAG
This is a messenger RNA of Saccharomyces eubayanus, 1143 nucleotides long. RefSeq names its product mRNA splicing protein SLU7 (gene SLU7). Bases 1 to 1143 code for a protein of 380 amino acids. Gene Ontology annotation, biological process: mRNA splicing, via spliceosome. NCBI's taxonomy places the organism in Eukaryota, Fungi, Ascomycota, Saccharomycetes, Saccharomycetales, Saccharomycetaceae. The record is from RefSeq and is a predicted model, not a curated record. Gene Ontology annotation, molecular function: pre-mRNA 3'-splice site binding; zinc ion binding. Gene Ontology annotation, cellular component: spliceosomal complex. The transcript has a single exon.